AUGGCGACGCAGGCGCCUAGAGGUCCCGUGCAGACGCAGCCCCCGCGAGGGCCGGUGCACAUGCAGCAGCAGGCUCGUCUGCGCGUGUAUCUGCAGAGCCCGGGGGUGAUAGGUGACCCCUACCGCCCUCUUCCGCCAAUGCCCUUCCUUACCAGCUGGUUCACAAAGGCGGGGUGGAAGAGACGCUGGGUCAAGUGGAGUGAUGCGCUGAAGACAGGGUACACGAUUGCUAUGCUGAGGCGUCACAACAGGGGAUACUCCCGGCACGGGCUUUACCGGGAGCUUGCCGGCACAUACAAACAGAUCAAUCGUGCCAUUGCAGCAGAUGAUCGCACCGCAUUGCGGCAUCUGGUCACCGAGAGCGCCUUCACGUCACUGAAGAGUUCGCUCAAGCAUCGGGCUGAGAGUGGCAUAGCCCGGGUGGACUGGCACCUGGUGGGGACGUCUGAAGGAAACAGCAAGGCCGUUGUUCCAUCCAGCAACAAGCCUCCCCUUUCGUUUAAGACCUUGCAAGCACGCUUGAUUUCGCUUGAGAAGAGCAAACCAGAGAAUGGCUUCGUGCAGCUCACUCUUGAAAUUAAGAGCAAGCAGCGCAUUGCGGCAUAUGAUAAGCGCAAGAAGCUGAUCAGUGGGGAUCCAGAUGCUGAGGUCGAUGUGAAGGACAUCUGGGUGUUUGAGCGACACAUGCUGCACCCAGAGCUCCCAUGGAGGCUGUGUGGGCAGCUGGUAGCACCCCCCCCACAAGCAGACAAAUCUGGAAAGCAAAAUCAAGCUGCUGCUAGCAGUGGCAGGCGAUAG
Closterium sp. Naga37s-1 is the source of this 798-nucleotide messenger RNA. The record is from the annotation of a GenBank genome assembly. NCBI's taxonomy places the organism in Eukaryota, Viridiplantae, Streptophyta, Zygnematophyceae, Desmidiales, Closteriaceae.